Messenger RNA from Calliphora vicina (urban bluebottle blowfly), 5146 nucleotides. RefSeq lists its product as uncharacterized. The record is from RefSeq and is a predicted model, not a curated record. The transcript has 8 exons. Bases 1126 to 5130 code for a protein of 1334 amino acids. Lineage: Eukaryota; Metazoa; Arthropoda; Insecta; Diptera; Calliphoridae. Gene Ontology annotation, molecular function: actin binding.
AUAUUUCAACAAAAAAAAAAAUAGUAAAAGAAAAAUUUGUAAUUUAAGAAAACCACAAUAAAUUUUUUUUGAAGAGAGAAAAAGAAAAUUCAUUACUUUUACUUGUUAACCAAGAAAAAUAAGGGAAAGAAAAUAAUAAAAGAAAUUUAAAGGCAAAAAAUUUAUAAAAAAAAGUGCAACAAGUAGUUGGUUUAAAUUUAUAAAGAAUUGAAUAAAAUUUGUGAAAUAUUUUUAAAUAAAAUAAAUUUUUUAAAACAUCUAAUUAAAAAAAAAACUCACAAAACCUUUAAACUGUAUCUAAAAGGAUUAAAAAAUUGCUUUAAAAAAGUUUUGUAACACCACCACCUUCUUUCUCAUCCUCAUCUUCCGCCAAGUGUUAAACAUCAGCUGACAACACUCACUCUGAUACGUGUUAAAUUGCAAAAAUGCAUAAAUUUUUUUUAGAUUAUCAUUAAAAUUGUUAUGCUUUUUCAUCUUGUUUUCUACGUUUUGGAAUAACAAUUAUAUGAAUUUCCUUUUACACAAGAUAAAGUAAAUAAUACCGAACAAGCUAUACUCGUGCUCCUAAAGUUUUGGUUUAUUUUUCAUGAUUUAAAUUGCUGGUAAUAGUUGUCGCAAAAACUUGUAUAUGGUUACUUUAAAAACUUUUACAUUAUCAAGAGAAGAAAAGCUAAACAAAUACCAAAAACAGCUAAAAUAUUUUCCAAAUCCCUGAGGAAUUUUAACUCGUUUUUAAUAAACAUUUUUAAGAUAAAAUUUUAUGGCUGAUCUUUAAACUGGCUUUAAGAGAUCUAACUCCAAAAUAUUUCGAAUAGAAACUACUAUGUAAAAUAAUUUUGUGUAAAAAGUUUAUCUGGCAUAUUUAAAACAGAAUUCUAGCAGUUGUCAGUAAAUAAUUGCAGAAUUAACUAAAGACGAAAUUCACGGCAAAAUUAUUUAAACAAUUUUCACGCCCGUUUGCACAUUAUGAAGUUCGUUUAAAUGUGGAAAUAUUUUGAGAGCAGCUCUGUAUUGGGGAAAGCACAACAUUUAAGCCAUCGAUUUUUUUUUUAAUUUAAGCAAAUUUUCUUUCUUUUAACGUUUUGUAUAAUAUUGAGAGAGGGGUUUUCCUAGCUGCCCGUCACUAUGAGUAAAUCGGGAUUUUCAACGCUCAAUCGUUGGUUGGGACGUAAAAAUAAAGAUAAAUCCAUGGUCAAUGGUAAAUUAUCCAAAUCCAGCACAAAUCUAUCGAUAUCUUCCACCAACAUCAAUGAAACUAGUCAACUGGAAUAUAAUCGUAUCACACCUUUACCGGCCGCCACCACCAAUGCUCCCUUCGAGCAAACCUUUCGCAUAACCGUACUACUGCCCAAAGAUCAGCUAUAUGUAACCAGAUUGGGAGCACGAGUGCCUCUCAGCAAACUAUUGGAAUUGGUGUGCGAUAAUAAGUUAUUAGAUGCAGAGAAAUAUGAGUUCCGUAAUCCGGUUGAUCCUAGUCAAGUCUACAGUUGCGAUUUAACCAUUGGUGCUGUGGGUCUCUCCGAAGUACGUUUAUGUCACAAAUCCGAGUCAUAUGAUAGUUUCAAUAGCGAUGAGAUCAUUAAGCUGCAUCGCACUUCAUUGAUUAGAGAGUCCCUGUCCUCUUCGGAGUUUAGCAGUCGCAAUUCAAAGCAUACCACAAAAACCACUAGUCCUUAUAGUUCAACAAAUUCUUUGAAUUCUAUGGAUUCGUCGGCUUUAAGUUAUGGCCGCUCACCCAAAUUACCCGUAACCACUCAACCAAAAAUGUCUGCACCUCCACGCAAAAAGAGAGCCGCACCCCGGCCACCCAGUCAAAUAGCCAUACCGGAAAAGUCUCCUUUAAUAAUGGAGAAUGGUGAGCACAAGGAACAGCAUAAGCCUCAAACACCAGCCAGCAAAGACUUUUCGGUUUCCACUCCCAAUUUAUCCUCAUCCACCAUGUUGCACAGUGAUAUCAAUGGCAAUGAUUGUAAUGGUCAUAUGGAGGAUUUCAAUGAGGUGAGCAGUGGCAAUGGUUCUUUGAAUUCCAAUGGUUAUGCCGAGGAUACGGUGUUGUAUGCUCAAAUACAAAAGAAAAAUGCUUUAAAUCGUAACAGCCAAAGUCAGCUGGAGGAGGAAACAAAUGGUAAAUUUCCAGAACCUUCUCCCAGGAAAAGAAUAGUGCAGAUUAAAAAGAAAACCACGGCACCUCCAGCACCGCCACCACGUAACUCUUUGUACCAGGAGGAUGCAGUCUCCAUAGCUUCCACUAAUGUUUCUAGCACCAGCACACCCACCACCCCGGUGGGUUUGUGCAAGUCUUUGGAUAGUUUCUUGGAUCAAGAGGAGCCUAUGCCGAAGCCCUUAGAGAGAACAGGUGCUGACACACCCAAACCAGUGCCUCGUAUCACCACCAGCACUACUCUGUUAAAUGCCACGGAUAUAGAAAAUGAUUUAAAGAACUUUGAAAGUGAUACUGAAAUAAAUAAAGCCAAGCCUAAUGUUUCCAAGGUUUUACUUAAUCGCACACCCACCCCCGAACCUAGAUCACUAUCCUGUGAGCCACCCGAUAUGGAUCACAGCUAUGAGACACAUUUGCAGCACUUCAAACAGCAAAGAACCGAAGAUGAUUGUGUUUCCAAACAGGCUGACUCGGGUAUAGGAGAGCCCGUACCCUCUCCCACGCCAGAUAUCCAACCCUCCUCUGUCUCCACUUUGGAUGUUAAAUCCAAUUUUGAAUCCUCCUCGGAUGAUGAUGAUAUGGUCAAGGUUUACAAUUUUAAGCUAGGCAAAACCUUGGUAAAACCCCACAGUGAAACCAAAACUUUAGAAGAAUUGACCGUCAUGAAUAAUGGCGCAGAGGAGACAGACAGUGAGAUCAGCACUCCCUUGACACUAACACAAGUGCCCACGCCCAAUACCUUGUCGGAAACCUCCUCCUGGAACUUUGCCAUACCCAUAUCACCGCCACCCAACUUUGCCGACAAUAAAUUCAUGGAUAAUUUGGAAACAGACAGCAAGCCGGAUACCCCCAUUACACCAAAGAUUAUGGAAAGACCGAUUUUGGAUUUCGAGGAGUUGAAACGGGAACAAGAGCAACAGGAGAUAAGGGAAAUUAAGGAGAAGCAAGAAGAAAGGCUGGCUAAAACUCCCAGCUCUCCCUUGGAUAAUAUAGUCGAUGAGCUGUCCAAUAUAAUACAGGACAAAGGCUUAGAUUCCUUGAUUAAAAAGUCGGAGGAACCCUUGGAAAUUGAGGCCGCUAAACCCAAUACUUUAAGCAAUUUCAGCAUAAACUCCAUAAUACAAACAAACAGCGGCAAACCCAAAGAAGUUUUAAGUGAGAGCCCGCAACAGAAACCCCUGUCAGUGGCGACAAAUCAACAAACAACAGAAACAGAUUUUGUUAAAUCUUGCUCACCCUUAAGCUCUCCCUCCUCCACACCCGAUGAAGAGAAACUAUAUCGCAAACGCAGCAGUAUAACCAGCCUUAAGCAACGUAGAUCGGUAACACGCUCCGAUUCUUUUCACACCACAGCUGGCGUAAACAGCAAUGAAAGUUUGGGCCUAAAUAAACGUACCUCUUCCCAGCUAUCGCUGGAUCAAAUGGCGGGAAAUUUAAGUAGGCGUCGUUCUUCUAGUGAGUUGAGCAUAGGAGAGUCGCCUUCUUUGCUAAGUUUGGAGGUGAUGAAGACCAUUUUAAAUUCACGCAAAAACAGUUUGGCCAACAGCAGCGGUGAGGAGGACAAACCUAUAGAGGUAAAUGCUAGAAGACCCUCGGAAGAAUUGAAAUUUGCCAGUUUGGAAUUGAAAACAUGCAAGACUCCAGAGAAAUUAGAGAAGGAGAUAACCAAGGAAGUAAAUAUAGAGGAGAAACAGGAGUUAAAGAAAAUCCACCAAGAAGAAAAACCCAAAGAAUUACCCAAAGUUUAUCGCUAUUCCGGACCACCCAGCAUUAACUUUUCCACCUGGAGUGAACGGCCCAAAAGCCAAGUGGCCAUUAAAAAUGAGGGUGACUAUAUAUUUGGAGGAGCCAAGGCUGCAACACUCAAUAAUAACUACCGCCUGUCUACACCAGCCAGCACAAAUGAGCCGCCACCAGUGGCUCCCAAACCAGCCACCAUACAACGUAUGGGCAUACCCGAAAAGGACUACAAAGUACCGGUCAUGGUUAAGCCUUUAAAAGAUGUGGUUAUAGAUAGUGUACCACAAAAGGAGGAAGCCACUAAACCUGUAAUUAAUGGGGAUUUAAAAACCACAUACCAAAGUCAAACACAUACACUAAGACCAUCAAUGGAAACGGGAAUAAGACCAUUAACACAAGUGAUAGUAAAUUCCAAUACCAACACUUUGCCCCGGAAUACACAAAGACCCACAGUGGAGUCAGUUCUCAGGCCACAAACCCAAACCAUCGUAAACACCAGCACUUUGCCCAGAGCCAAUAAACAAAGAUUUUCCACCCCAGCUACCAUGCAAGGGCCACAGAUUUUACGCUCUUCCUCCAUAAAACAAACGCAAGAAACUGAGAAAGUUGUUGCCAAACCAGGACCACAAAUUCUACGCUCUUCCUCUAUUACCAGGCAGCAGGAAAAUGAAAAAGCUUCUGUGGCAGCUAACCCAGCACCUUUCGGUCAAAACACCUUAAGACGCACCGGUUUCAAGGAGAAAAUCCUGGCCAAAGAAGAACAAGAACAACAAAAAGCCAUAAACACUACAACCAUACAGCAGAAAUUAUUAUCCAAUGGUGAUCUAAAGCUUAACAACCAAAAAUUCAACAACUCCAUAACAAGUGCCAAAUUACAUUUAAAUCUAAAGAAGACAAACAACUCCUCGAUCACAACGAUCACUAGUAAUCAAGGCUCUAAGACAGCCUCUCCCUACUCCUCAUCCUCCUCCACCGUUUCCUUUGUAACACCAGCUUUAAAACCCAAACCUUUAACACCCAAGACUGCACCAGUCCAAAGCACAUUAACAACAUUUUCACUUAAUAAUAAUUCAACAAAUCCACCACCUCCACCCCCACCAGCUCCUGCAAUGAGCAUACAAUUGAAACCGGUAACAAUGGUGAAAACACCCACAGAAUCGGAUGAUCCCCGAGAUGAAUUAUUGUCAGCUAUAAGGAAUUUUAAUAAACAAGGUUUGAAGAAAGCUUAAAUAAAGCUUUUUUAAA